AUGCCAGACGCAACAAUUGUUCUACAUCCAACAAUCACGCACCUCGUGAAGUUCUUAGACACUACAGCAGGUAGAGAAAAGGUACUAAGGCUCUUACAAUAUCUAUGUAGGGUCAUCGCAUUAAACCAGAAAUCUCCCCUAGCCAAAGGGUUACAAAUGGAAUUCACUAUGAUUAGGAAGUUGUUACGUUUUCUAAAACCAUUGAACCAUCUACAAUUAGCCUCCAAAUUUCUAGUAAUGACUAGUGGUAAAGAUGAAGAUUUCAUCAUCAAGUAUUGUAAUGUUUUGAAAAACUUGUUUUUCGCCAUCUAUUUAAGUUUGGAUCAAGUUAACCUUUUCAGAUUAUUAAAAUUGAUUCCAGUGACUCCAUUUACUGGCCAAAAAGUUCCUCGUUGGGCUAAUUUUUUCUGGCUUUUUGCCUUGGUUAGCGGGAUUGUUAUGGAUUUGAGGAAAAUUCAAACCACUGAAAUUCAAUUAAGAAAUGAAUUGUUCGCAAAGAAAUCAGAACAAUCAACAACACAAGUGGCAGGAAAGACUGUUCCUUCUCCUUCAUUUGAUAAGACAAAAUUGAAAAUUAUUACCAAGGAGAAAUAUGCAGCUGUUAGAAGAUUGGUAUGGGAUUGUGCUGAUUCAUUUAUUGUAUUGAAUAAUUUGAAUUAUUUGAAAAGUAGAGAUGAUUAUGUAGGUAUGGCUGGUGUUGUCACAUCGUUAUUCGGUCUACAAGAUUUAUGGAAGGCUGCAGUUCCUUCUAAAUGA
This is a messenger RNA of Naumovozyma dairenensis CBS 421, 756 nucleotides long. RefSeq names its product Pex11p (gene PEX11). NCBI's taxonomy places the organism in Eukaryota, Fungi, Ascomycota, Saccharomycetes, Saccharomycetales, Saccharomycetaceae. Bases 1 to 756 code for a protein of 251 amino acids. Gene Ontology annotation, biological process: regulation of peroxisome size; peroxisome fission. Gene Ontology annotation, cellular component: peroxisomal membrane. The transcript has a single exon. The record is from RefSeq and is a predicted model, not a curated record.